Molecule: messenger RNA, 2099 nt
Organism: Syzygium oleosum
Lineage: Eukaryota; Viridiplantae; Streptophyta; Magnoliopsida; Myrtales; Myrtaceae
Exons: 5
Coding region: 540-1877 (445 amino acids)
Biological process (GO): transmembrane transport
Cellular component (GO): membrane
Molecular function (GO): transmembrane transporter activity
Source: RefSeq, a predicted model, not a curated record
UUUUUCAGCGGGAGAUUUUCUACGAUCAAAUGUAACAACAACCUGCCAAUGAAGUGGAUCCAUCUAAUGCAAUCCGUCGUUUUUCUUUGGCUUCCAGUCAUUCUAUGUUAAUCCGAUGGAAUCUUCUCUCUUUAUAUUGACAGAUCCCACCUUCCAAUUCAGAGUCAACGCAAUGCAAUCAAUUUAAGAUAACGUCGGCAGGAUUUUUUCCUCUGUAAUGACUGACACUCGUGUACGUUGUUCAUGUUCUAGUUGUUUCACUAUUACGCAAAGCUUCGCCAUUCUUAGUUCCGCCAUUGCCGAAACUGAGGAAUCCGCUGUGCAGCGUCUGAAUACCCAGAGCUAUGAACUUUCACCGCUUUAUUCGCGAUGGGAGUUGAUUGUUUGAUAUAAUGCGAGAUUUCCGUGCUGAUUUGUGUGGUCAUCUGUUCUGAUACGGAAGCACCUCAUUGGCUGGGCGAUGGAUUUUGAUUUCUGUUUGAGGUAAAAAGUACUUGGGAUGUUCUUUGUCUCUGAUCAUCAUCAACUUGGCUGCGAUAAUGGAGCGUGCAGAUGAAAAUCUCCUUCCAGCUGUUUACAAAGAAGUCAGUGAGACUUUCAAUGCAGGGCUGUCUGAUUUGGGUUAUCUUACAUUUAUAAGGAACUUUGUCCAAGGAUUGUCAUCACCCUUAGCGGGCGUUUUAGUCAUAAACUAUGACCGGCCGACAGUUCUUACGUUAGGGAUAUUUUGCUGGGCUUUCUCAACUGCUGCAGUUGGUGCAAGCCAGUAUUACAUGCAAAUUGCAUUUUGGAGAGCGCUAAAUGGUUUUGGAUUGGCAAUAGUAAUACCAGCUCUACAAUCGUUUAUUGCAGAUAGCUAUAAGGAUGAUGUAAGGGGCACUGGAUUUGGAUUUUUAUCUCUUAUUGGAAGUUUUGGGGGCAUAGGUGGAAGUGGUAUAGCAACGGUUAUGGCUGGCACAGAGUUCUGGGGAAUUCCUGGAUGGAGAUGUGCCUUUAUUCUAAUGGCAACAAUUAGUUCAUUGAUUGGCUUGCUCGUUUUUUUGUUUGUUGUUGACCCAAGGAAUACGACUAACUUUACUCACGAUUCUAGUGAGAAUCUAGAAAGAGAUGCUCUGGUAGAGAAGGGAAGUAACACGAGAUCAACUUGGAUGGAGUCUUGGAAAGCAACAAAAGCUGUGAUAGUAGUGCAAACUUUUCAAGUAAUUGUAUUGCAGGGAAUCAUCGGUUCACUACCAUGGACAGCCAUGGUGUUCUUCACUAUGUGGUUUGAACUUUUGGGUUUUGAUCACAAUGGUGCAGCAACUCUAAAUAUCAUUUUCGCUGUUGGGUGUUCUGUGGGAUCCCUUCUUGGAGGUGUCAUAGCAGAUAGAAUAUCUCGAGUCUACCCCCAUUCUGGUCGUAUCAUGUGUGCACAAUUCAGUGCUUUUAUGGGCAUUCCUUUCUCCUGGUUUCUUCUCAGAGCAAUCCCUCAGUCAGUCAACAGCUGGUUCGCCUACUCCAUUGCCUUACUUCUGAUGGGCUUAACUAUCAGUUGGAAUGCCACUGCAACGAAUGCCCCAAUGUUUGCUGAAGUGGUCCCAGCCAAGCACCGGACCAUGAUCUAUGCAUUCGAUCGUGCCUUCGAGUUAUCCUUAUCCUCUUUUGCAGCUCCACUAGCUGGGAUUCUUUCUGAGAAGAUAUUUGGCUACGAUAAUAAGACUGUGGAUCCCGCUAAAGGAUCAGCGGAUGGAGCCUUCGCUCUAUCAAAGGGGCUUCUCUCGAUGACAGUAGUGCCGUUUGGUUUGUGUUGCUUGUGUUACACACCACUGUACAAGAUGUUCAAACGGGACAGGGAAAAUGCAAGAAUGGCGAGUUUGAAGGCGGAGGAGGUGACAUGAAGCUUCUGUUCGUCAGGACUCUGGUUGAAUUAUAGGAACAGAAUUAAUUGGGUCUGUAAUUACGCUCUAAUUUUUUCCAUGCUAAACUUCUUCGCCGAAGUGUGAAGUCUUAUCUGGCCCAAAAGCCUGAAGUUUCACGAGUCACAAUUACUUUGGUGACUUUGGAGGCUCUGUAGGAGACUUCUCACUAAAGUUAAGCUUAACAGAUCUUGACUUCAUCAA